This is a messenger RNA of Panthera uncia (snow leopard), 4453 nucleotides long. It is a transcript of the gene FGGY, whose product is annotated as FGGY carbohydrate kinase domain containing. Gene Ontology annotation, molecular function: phosphotransferase activity, alcohol group as acceptor; kinase activity. The record is from RefSeq and is a predicted model, not a curated record. The transcript has 17 exons. NCBI's taxonomy places the organism in Eukaryota, Metazoa, Chordata, Mammalia, Carnivora, Felidae. Bases 1114 to 2769 code for a protein of 551 amino acids. Gene Ontology annotation, biological process: carbohydrate metabolic process.
UAACUUUGAUGGUGACUCUUUUAUCAAUUUAUUAUUUUAUGGGUCGUGGUUUUAGUAAUUUUAUGUAAGAAGUCAUGCCUAGCCAGGACUCUCAUUUUCUCCUAUUUUUUUUUUUUUUUUUUUUAAUGUUUAUUUAUUCUUGAGAGACAGAGACAGGGACAGAGCAUGAAUGGGAGAGGGUUUUGGAGAGAGAGGGAGACACAGAAUCCGAAGCACCCUCCAGACUCCAGGCUGUCAGCACAGAGCGUGAUGUGGGCUCAAACUCACGAACCGUGAGAUCAUGAACUGAGCUGGAGUGGGCCACUCAGCCGUCUGAGCCACCCAGGUGCCCCUCUCCUAUUUUUUAAAGAAGCUUCGUUGUUUUGGUUUUACGUUAAAUCCACAAUCUAUUUUCAAUUAAUCUAUAGCAUCAGAUAUGAAACAAAGUUAAUUUUUUCAUGUAUGUCAUUAAUUGUUCCACUACCAUUUGCUGAAAAGCCUAUCCUUUCUCCAUUGACUUGCCUUUGCUCCUUUGGUUAAAAUCAAUUGACUGUGUAUAUGUGGAGGCCCAUUUAUGGAUGUUUUGUUUUGUUCCGUUGUUCUCUUUGGCUGUUUUAAUGCCCAAUACUGCAUAGUUUUGAUGACUAUAGUUUCGUAAUAAUAUGAUAGGAAAAGAUAGGAUUCAGUAGGCAGAGAGGGAAAGAUGAUCUGAGGUCCCUGGGUGGGGAAAAACACAUAUUUUGGAACAAUUCUGGGAGUGGCUGACUACAAUAAACCCCCUCCGGCAUAACGUUCCUCUGAAGAAUGUAACAGACACCACCCACUCCCCCACCAGUUUCCCUCAGGAAUUUGACAAAAGACCUAACUGAAAAUAAGGAGUAGACCAUAAAACAAAUGACCCACAAGGAAUGAUAUGGCCAUAGCCCUUAUACAACGGAAUCGAGCCAAUCAGGAAUGGACAACCCAGCACCUAGUGUUAUCCAGCCAAUAAAGGUGCCUGGUCAAGGAGGGAGAUUGUCCUGAGGGAGAAUCCAGGGGCCUCACACGGAAGACAGGCUUGCCGAUCAUGCUUGUGGAACUCUCCAAGGGCAGAGUCCCUAGAGACUUUUUAUUUUAAAAGGUGGAGGGACCGCAAUGCCCGGGGGAGGUCAGGAACCAGGGAGCUACUACGUGGGUGUGGACGUUGGAACGGGCAGUGUGCGUGCGGCUCUGGUGAACCAGAGGGGAGUCCUUUUGGCUUUCGCAGACCAGCCAAUUAACCAAUGGGAGCCUCAGUUCAACCACCAUGAGCAGUCCUCGGAGGACAUCUGGGCCGCAUGUGGUGUUGUCACAAAGAAAGUUGUACAAGGGAUCGAUGUAAACCGAAUCCGAGGGCUUGGGUUUGAUGCUACAUGUUCUCUGGUUGUUCUGGAUAAGCAGUUUCGUCCUUUGCCAGUAAACCAUGAAGGGGAUUCCCACCGAAACAUCAUCAUGUGGCUGGACCACCGGGCGGUCAGUCAGGUCCACAGGAUCAACGAAACCAAGCACGGCGUCCUGCAGUGUGUUGGGGGUGUGAUGUCAGUGGAAAUGCAAGCCCCGAAGCUUCUGUGGCUGAAAGAGAACUUAAGAGAGACUUGCUGGGAUAAGGCGGGACAUUUCUUUGAUCUCCCAGACUUCUUAUCGUGGAAGGCAACAGGUGUCACAGCACGGUCUCUCUGCUCCCUGGUGUGCAAAUGGACAUACUCGGCAGAGAAAGGCUGGGAUGACAGUUUCUGGAAGCUGAUUGGCUUGGAAGAUUUUGUUGUGGAUAAUUACAGCAAAAUAGGAAACCAAGUACUGCCUCCUGGAGCUUCUCUUGGAAAUGGGCUCACACCAGAGGCAGCCAGAGACCUUGGACUUCCUGCUGGAAUUGCGGUGGCAGCCUCACUUAUUGAUGCCCACGCAGGAGGCCUAGGAGUGAUUGGAGCAGAUGUGAGAGGGCAUGGCCUUGCCUGUGAGGGACAGCCAGUGACGUCACGGCUGGCUGUCAUCUGUGGAACAUCUUCUUGUCACAUGGGGAUCAGCAAAGACCCAAUUUUUGUACCAGGUGUCUGGGGCCCUUAUUUCUCAGCCAUGGUCCCUGGGUUCUGGCUGAAUGAAGGUGGUCAGAGCGUUACUGGAAAAUUGAUAGACCACGUGGUGCAGGGCCAUGCUGCCUUCCCUGAACUACAAGCCAAGGCCACAGCCAGAUGCCAAAGUGUAUAUGCAUAUUUGAACAGUCACCUGGAUCUGAUUAAGAAGGCUCGGCCUGUGGGUUUCCUCACUGUUGAUUUACAUGUUUGGCCAGACUUCCAUGGCAACCGGUCUCCCUUAGCAGAUCUGACACUAAAGGGCAUGGUCACCGGGUUGAAACUGUCUCAGGACCUCGAUGAUCUUGCCAUUCUCUACCUGGCCACAGUUCAAGCCAUUGCUUUUGGGACCCGCCUCAUCAUAGAGGCCCUGGAGGCGGCAGGGCACUCUCUCAGCACUCUUUUCCUGUGUGGAGGCCUGAGCAAGAAUCCCCUUUUUGUGCAGAUGCAUGCAGACAUUACAGGCAUGCCUGUGGUCCUGUCGCAAGAGGUGGAGUCUGUUCUUGUGGGCGCUGCUAUUCUGGGUGCCUGUGCCUCGGGGGACUUCGCUUCUGUACAGGAGGCAAUGUCUAGAAUGAGCAAAGUUGGGAAAGUCGUGUUUCCCAGACUUGAGGAUAAAAGAUACUAUGACAAGAAAUACCAAGUAUUCCUGAAGCUGGUUGAACACCAGAAGGAAUAUGCAGCAAUCAUGAAAGGAGACUGAGCAGAGCGUGCAGGUGCCAGUGCCAGAAGGUUCUGCGUCACUACAUCAGGGAUUUCUGUCUUAUCUUAUAUUCAAGACCCUUUAGGUAUCACUCUAUCAUUUCUGUAUCGUCUCUUAAUAAAGGCAACCGAGACGUGUGCAACCAGAACUAGAGUCUUCCAUUCCAAAAUACCACCAUGAUGUAGUUAGCAGUUUCUGCAGACACUACCAUAAAGACAGAAGUUUUCCAUAAGGUUAUAGGGUCUCCCAUGGGACGAGACCUUGGAGCCCAUUCAGCCCAGGGAAAGCUUGCACUGGUUGAGUAACUGUCAGCCAUCAGAUGAAAGACUUGCAUUGCUUUAGGUAUGACAGCUAAUGUUUAUUUUAUAGGGUGGCUGAAAGCCUAUUAUUAACGUCUUAUUUGGAAAUAAUUUCAAACUUACAGAAAAGUUGCAAGAAUAGGAAUUAUGCAAGGAACACCCAUGCAUCUUUUACCUCUAAUAUAUUCACCCCAUUGGCUUUACCAAUUGUACGUUCUUUCCACACACAUAUAUAUACAUGUAUAUGUACAUACACACACGUGAAUUUUUGAGUCAUUUGAGAGUGAAUUUCCUUAGACUUUUUAUAUAGCACUUUUAUUUAAUUUUCACUCAUAUUCCAGUUUUGUCAAUAACUCAGUGUCCUUUAUGGCAUCCCCCCCGCCCCUCCUGGGUAGGAUCCAAUCUAGAGUCAGAUACUGCAUUUAAUGGCAGAAUCCUCAUCUUGCAAUUACCAUGUUAAAAAUAGGUACUGGUAGGAAUCAUCAGUGGAUCCAGGAGGGAAUUUUAACAAGUGGCAGGAUGUAUGCGUGGUCUUAAAAUGUCUCCUCCCAGAUUGUUUAGUACUUACAAGAGGAGAAACAACAUUAACUAUACAGGGAAGAAAUGGGACAGCAUCUUGACUGGGGGAUGAAAAUUAACUUCAUAUGGGUAGAUGGACAUCACGUGCCUCUAGAUGUGCUAGCCUGAAGUCACAGCAUCAGUCUGGCUGGGAAUGCAUAGCCUGAAUCUAAUCAUAAAAAAAAAAACAUCAGACAAACCCAAAAUGGGCAGCAUUCUAUUUUUUAAUGGACUAUAUUCUUCAAAAAUGCCUGUGUCAUAAAGACAAAGAAAGGCUGUGUAAAGUUUCCAGAUUAAAGGAAACUAAAAAAAAAACAUAAAGACUAUAAAAGCUUUUGAUGGAGACAAGUAUUUGAAAAAAAAAAAAAAAGGUUGAUACCAUAACACAUGCAUAAACACACAUAGACAUACACAUUUGUACAUAUACACACUCACACACAACAUUCCAGACCCAAGAGUAACCACUAAUGUUGGCUCUAGAGCCGCCAUAAUUCAGAUGAGUUUGGAUAGAGGACACAUAGAUUUCGGCAGGUAGGGAAGAAAAGUCACUACAGGUCAGUCCAUAAACAUCAUUUUAUUUUUUUUAAUUUAAAUCCAAGUUAGUUGACACGCAGUGUAAUAAUGGUUUCAGGAGUAGAAUCUAGUGAUUCAUCACUUUCAUGUAACACCCAGUGCUCAUCCCAACAAGUGCCCUCCUUAAUACCCAUCAUCCAUUUUAGCUCAUCCACCCACCCACCUCCCUUCCAGCAACCCUCAGUUUGUUCUCUGUAUUUAAGAGUCUCUUAUGGUUUGCCUCCCUCUCUGUUUUUAUCUUAUUUUUCCUUCCC